GAAUCGCCGAUGAACCAUACGUGGGAGUUCGUCGUUGUCGGGGGGGGUCCGGCGGGCUGUGCCCUUGCUUCGACGCUCGCUCGCUCCGCUAAACACCCACGAGUCCUGCUGCUGGAAGCCGGCCCACGGAAUGAGGAUAUUUCUCUCCGCGUGGAUGGUCAGCGAUGGUCGACGUUUCUCCAAGGAGAUCUGAACUGGGGUUACAAAACCACGCCCCAGGAACACUGCAAUGGACGACAGAUCGAUUACUCGCGCGGCAAGGUGCUCGGAGGCAGUAGUGCAAUCAAUUUUGGCGUCUACACAGUGGGCGCCCGUGACGAUUAUGAUCAGUGGGCCGCCCUUGUCGGAGACGAGGCCUUUGGCUGGGAUCGGAUGAGGAGGAGAUUCUGCGGCCUCGAGACCUUUGAUGGCGCUAUCGUUGACCCGAAAAAUGUCAAAUACGCGUCUCCCCAAGCCUUGAAUCACGGAUCUACUGGUGGUUUGCGGGUGGGCUUUGCUCGUGAGUGGGAGCAGGAUCUCCCGCUCAUGCUGGACGUGUUCGAGCAGGCGGGCCUGGCUCGAAACCCGGACCACAACUCGGGCGACCCGAUCGGCAUGGGCUUGAUCAUUAACUCAUCUCACAACGGUCGUAGAGUGACCGCGACGGAUCUUCUCGAGGGUGUACCGGACAAUUUGACGAUCAUCACGGAAGCGCCCGUGCAGCGGGUGAUUUUGGAGGGGACCAAGGCUGUAGGUGUGGAGUCAAACGGAAGACAGUAUUUGGCCUCCUGCGAAGUGAUUCUGACCGCAGGCUCAUUGGACACGCCGCGCAUCCUGAUGCAUUCAGGUCUCGGGCCUGCCGACCAACUUCAGCAGUUCCAGAUCCCCGUCCGUCAGGAUAUCCCUGCCCUGGGCAAGGGUCUGCGGGAUCAUUUCUUCGCCCCGUUGUGCUUCAAACGCGAUCCCGCAACCAACGACCGCAAUGCAUUCUUCAACGAUCAAGCCGCCAUGAAGACCGCCAUGGCGCAAUGGAACAAGGAUGGUACGGGGCCUUGGGCGCGGCAUUCGUGCCAGAUCGCCGCCGGCUGGCUCAAGUCCAACCGGCUGGUGCGGACGGCAGAAUUCCAGGCUCUUCCCACCGACGUGCAAGACUUCCUGCAACGCAAGACGGUCCCGCACUACGAGUUCCUCACGCAUUUUCCCCUGCAUCUCGUGGCGCCGGAAUGGCCGCCGGAUUACAGCUACAUCUGCAUGCUGGUGUUCCUGAUGAACGAGCAAUCCAGCGGCGAGGUGCGACUGCAGUCAUCCAACCCCAACGUUCCGUUGUUGUUCGAUCCUAAGUUCUUGUCGCAUGACUUCGACCGCCGCGCCUGCAUCGAGAUUUUCCGCGAUGCGCUGGAGGUGACCCGCCACCCAUCCUUCCAGAAGGAUGUGGUCGAGACGGUGAUCGCGCCGGCGUCGGACUCGGACGCGGAUAUCCUGGAGCACUGGAAGAACACGCUGGGGUCGAGCUGGCACAUGACGGGGACGGCUAAGAUGGGUCGCCCGGGGGAGGCCGACGCUGUAGUGGACAGCCACUUCCGGAUGCUGGGGGUGGAGAACCUGCGCAUCGCGGACAUGAGUGUGGUGCCGGUGUUGACGAACAACCAUACGCAGGCGACCGCGUACGUGACGGGCGCCACGUGCGGCGAGGUAUUGGUAGGGGAGUAUGACUUGGACCGGGAGGUGGCACGGCUAUAGUGGAAGGUAUAUUAGCUUUGAAGUGGUUAGUCCAUAGUAUUUGCAACGAAUGCAUACUCCGAAUACUCGGAGC
This is a messenger RNA of Aspergillus fijiensis CBS 313.89, 1792 nucleotides long. RefSeq names its product GMC family oxidoreductase. The record is from RefSeq and is a predicted model, not a curated record. Gene Ontology annotation, molecular function: flavin adenine dinucleotide binding; oxidoreductase activity, acting on CH-OH group of donors. The transcript is spliced from 3 exons. Bases 10 to 1719 code for a protein of 569 amino acids. NCBI's taxonomy places the organism in Eukaryota, Fungi, Ascomycota, Eurotiomycetes, Eurotiales, Aspergillaceae.